Molecule: messenger RNA, 348 nt
Organism: Anisakis simplex (herring worm)
Lineage: Eukaryota; Metazoa; Nematoda; Chromadorea; Rhabditida; Anisakidae
Source: the annotation of a GenBank genome assembly
AUGCACGAAUGUAAGGCGGAUUUGCUGGAUAUGUUGACCGUGUGUACAGCCUGCAAUCGUGCACUCAUCAGGGAACGUGAUAAGCAAUGCGUAACAAAAGCGAUUGUAUCAGAAUUGAUUCAAGCAAUAAAAUUCAAGUGUGAAAUGCACGAACAUAAUUAUAUGGCCAUUGUGGAGUUGGUACUGCAAGAUGCUGGCGAAACAGUUUCCAAAGAAAUCACCGAUGAUCAGGUUCAUCCUGACUAUUCGCUUCUUUUAAAUUUAAUUUCAAUUUGUUCGCAACAAUUGACUGUGUCUCUAAUCUUCACUCGCAAACGUGUGUUUUGCCAUAAAGCACUCAUCCGCUGA